AUGUCUCCUAAACACAUUAAAAGUUUUCCAUUUUCAGUUGAGGUCCGUGGGCAACACAACCACUCGACUGAAGUAGCGGAAGGUCUUAACGAGCUGAGAGUAUCAGCAAGUACGAAGGUGGUGUUUGAGCAGUACUUCGAGCAAGCUAUUACGGCACCUCAGGCACAUCGGCAUCAUGUCCUGAAGAUGGACCUGUGUGAUGAUAUAUAUGGCCAAGCUCAUCAUGCUAUAAAUCCAUCAAAGAGAGCAAUUCAGUAUAUGUUUGAUGUGUGGCGGAAGAGGAAACAUGGUGGCCUAAAUACGCCAAUCAUGUUUGAUGCCAUACAGAAGUACGCAGAGAACAACCCAGAGAUCAUUCUGAGAAUUGAGCAUUCUCAAGGCAGCUUCUGCAUGAUUUUGAUAACACCGUUUAUGAUGAGGGCCCACAGGCAACUUAAAGAAGCUGGGGAGGUGGUAUUUGUCGAUGCCACAAGCUGUGUUGACCAACUUAACACAGUCAUCAUCCCAUUCCUGUGUUCAGGACCAGCUGGUGCAGUGCCAUUAGCUUUAGUUUUCACAUCUUCUCAAGAUGGAGCAACUGUGACUAAAGGUUAG
Molecule: messenger RNA, 594 nt
Organism: Macrobrachium nipponense
Lineage: Eukaryota; Metazoa; Arthropoda; Malacostraca; Decapoda; Palaemonidae
Exons: 3
Coding region: 1-594 (197 amino acids)
Source: RefSeq, a predicted model, not a curated record